Messenger RNA from Cryphonectria parasitica EP155, 1539 nucleotides. RefSeq names its product cytochrome P450. The transcript is spliced from 6 exons. The record is from RefSeq and is a predicted model, not a curated record. Gene Ontology annotation, molecular function: monooxygenase activity; iron ion binding; heme binding. Lineage: Eukaryota; Fungi; Ascomycota; Sordariomycetes; Diaporthales; Cryphonectriaceae. Bases 1 to 1539 code for a protein of 512 amino acids.
AUGGCAGCAUCUGGUGAAGUGAUAGGGCGGUUGCCCAUCGAUGCCGCGGUCAUUGGCGGAUUGAUCACAAUUUAUGUUCUAUUCAGUGUGCUUGCAUCAUACUGGAGGCUUCGCGAUAUGCCAGGCCCAUUUUGGGCAAAAUUCACCGAUGCUCAGAGGAUGUCUUGGGUCUUUACCAAAAAGGCCGAGACCAUUCAUCUUGAUCUUCACAAAAAGUAUGGCGAGUUUGUUCGACUCGGGCCAAACAUGAUUUCGCUGAGUGAUCCUGUGGCCAUACCGGAGCUGUAUCCUAUGCGGCCUGGUUUCAUCAAGGCAAAGCAGAGUCUCUUCUAUCGAGGGAUCAUGCCUUAUAUUAAGGGCGGUGCUAUGCCUGCUGUAUUCACAACCCAGGACGAGGCUAUGCAUAAGAAGCUUCGGACGCCCAUUUCCAGCCUCUAUUCUACUUCACACCUUCUCACCUUUGAGCCUUUUGUUGAUGACGUAACUGGGAUUUUCUUCGAGCAACUAGACCGCCGGUUUGCCAAGACUGGUGCCCCUCUGGACAUCGGACGUUGGCUUCAAUUCUGGGCCUACGAUCUCAUGGGCACCAUGACAUUCUCGAAACGCUAUGGAUUCCUUGAGACUGGCGAAGAUAUAAAUGGUCUCAUGGCCGGGGCUUGGGACUUUAAUCUGAGUAUUGGGCCAAUGACGCAAUGGCCCCUCGCAGAUAGAAUCCUUUACAAGAGUCCCCUGGCGGAUGUGCUGAAGAAUCAAGUAGCUGCACCAAUCCUUCGUGUCGUGUCCCAGAAUGUGGAUGAGCGGACGAGGAAUGGUUUGGCUGCAGAAAGGAAAGACGGUAGCAAGAGCGACUUCCUGUCAUAUUUCAUUCGCAUCCAACGAGAACAUGAGGAACUACCAGACUGGGCGUGUCGGACCUGGACCUACUCCAACGUUAUCGCGGGAUCGGACUCGGUCUCUGCCGUGCUGCGCGAGCUGGUCUAUCAGCUUCUCGCAAACCCGGAGAGCCUCUCCAAGCUGCUAGAGGAGCUCCGCGCGGCGGAUGCCUCCACCGGGCUCUCCAAGCCAUAUCCCAAGUGGAACGAGGUCAAAGACUUGCCGUACCUUGAUGCAUGCUUCCACGAGGCAUCCCGCCUGCACCCACCCUUUUGCCUGCCAUUCGAGCGCAUCGUUCCCAAGGGAGGUGUCAUUCUACAUGGCCACUUCGUGCCAGAGGGCACCUGCGUUGGCAUGAACCCGUAUGUCGUCAACCGCCACAAGCCGACUUUUGGCGACGACGUCGAGACCUGGCGGCCUGAACGCUUCAUGGCUGAUAGUGAGGCCGCGCGGCGGAAGCUUACGGACUGUAUUAUGACGUUUGGUGCUGGUCGGCGAGUUUGUGCUGGGAAAUUCAUCGCCAUCAUGGAGAUCAAAAAGAUCGUACCCGCUUUAUUUCUGAACUACAAGAUGGAGUUGCUGGAUCCUGGCCAGUAUUGGAAAGAAAGCUCCUAUUUCUAUAGACAGCAUGGUAUCUUGGGAAAAUUGAAGAGGCAAGAGAUUUAG